Molecule: messenger RNA, 4082 nt
Organism: Clupea harengus (Atlantic herring)
Lineage: Eukaryota; Metazoa; Chordata; Actinopteri; Clupeiformes; Clupeidae
Gene: nfatc1
Product: nuclear factor of activated T cells 1
Biological process (GO): calcineurin-NFAT signaling cascade; regulation of transcription by RNA polymerase II; cytokine production
Cellular component (GO): transcription regulator complex
Molecular function (GO): RNA polymerase II cis-regulatory region sequence-specific DNA binding; transcription factor binding; DNA-binding transcription factor activity, RNA polymerase II-specific
Source: RefSeq, a predicted model, not a curated record
AUAAUGUAACCUAAUCAUAAACAGAUAAUUGAUAGAUUUCUAAGCUUCUAUACUGUAUCCCCGUGUUUUAUAGAUAGACUAUACGAAAAAUGUGAGUCGCAUAAUUGUGUUAGCGCAACAGUUGCAUGUCGGCGGCCACAUAGAAUGGACUCGCGAAUUUUAGACUAUUCUAUCGCCUGACCUAGGGACACCAGUUUUCCUCGUCAAAUAAUAGCAUUCAUUUUAAACUAACUCCGCGGAAAUAAGCUUAGACCUAGUCUGCCCUUCUCCUCCUUCCCUGCACUGCCAGCUCCCCAACUACUGCAUCUACAUCUGGAUUCCCUCAACUGCAAUUUCUGUCCAUCUGGUCAGACACGCUCCAACGUCAUUGCGCGCUGGGGCGGCGCGGACUCCCGGAGGUGUUUCCCGACUUUAAAAGAGCAGGAGACUUCUCCUCUCUCAAGCAGUGCGUCAUUCAGACCCGGAGCGACUGGGAUCCCAAAAAUAAAACAGUUAUUUUAGAAAAAGAAUUUCACGGUUUGUUUCUGUGGUUAACCUAUUCAGGACACCCAACUGUAUCUUUCUCUUUUUCACCACGAGCAUCACUAUAACUUACUGGGAUUGCUUAUUAUAUUUUUUAUACAGAAAUCCGUCUAAUUGUCGACAUUUUGGGGUCGCUGUCAUUACACGGAUGUAGGAUAAUAUCGUGUCUGGAUACAUUGGCGUGAACUUUGGAGAGCGUUUCUCAGACUGCACGGGGAAUCUCAAAGGAGCAUCCGCAGCCAGCUCACCAAUAUGAAAUCUGCCGAAGAAGACGCAUACAGCUACCCUGCCAGUGCCAGCCUCUCUCUGCCAGUCAGCAACCCAUACUUGUCCCCUCAGUACCACAGUCCUCAUGGCGGUCCGUCUCUAUCUGUGGCCAUCACACCUGCAUCCAGCUAUGGACAUCAGGAGAACAAAGUGACCUUGGGCUUCUACACAUCCCCUGGCAUGCGUCCCAACAGCACCCCAACCCUAGAGAGCCCACGGAUCGAGAUAACGCCCUACAGCCAGUUCCCUGACGAAGAGGAGGAGGAGGAAGGUGGCAGCGAGGGUGGCACGCCGGUGGGCAACCGGAUCAUUUCCGUGGCAACGCUGACGCUCCCCAACGCCGACGGCUACCGCGACCCCAGCUGCCUGAGUCCGGCGAGCAGCGUGUCGUCACGAAGCUGCCACUCCGAGGCCUCGUCCUACGAGUCAGGCCUCUCGUGCACCUAUGACACGUCCCCGCAGAACUCGCCUUGGCAGUCCCCCUGCGUCUCCCCCAAGGGGGGCUCUUCCUCGCUGCACUCCUGCACGCUGGCCGCCUCCCCCCAGCCCUCACCCUCCGGCUCACCCCGCACCUCCAGCCUCACCGAUGACACCUGGGCCACCUCCCGCCCGGGGUCCUCCCCGCAGCCCAGCUCCCCCUGUGGCAGCAAGCGGAAGUACAGCUUCAACGGUGGAGGAGGGAGUGGCGGCGGGGCCUACAAGUUCCCGUACUCGCCCAACCAAUCACCCAACCCGUCCCCCCACACCUCUCCACGCCUCAGCAUGGCUGAAGAGACAUGGCUGGGAAAUACCAACCAGUACACCAACUCGGCCAUCGUGGCAGCCAUCAACGCCCUCUCCACGGACGGGGCAGUUGACAUGGGGGAGAGCCUCCCGCUGAAGACCCGCAGAACCGGCCUGGAGCCCUGCCCGUCCCUCAGUAUGAAGGUGGAGCCCAGAGGAGAGGAGCUGGUGUCAGGAGAAUACAGCACAAGUGACUACGGCUCCCCCUCCCACAUGCUCUUCAAGAAGGAGGGCUACAGUGGAGGCUUCCUGGAUGUGCCACAACACACCUACUCAUGGUCUAAGCCAAAGACAUAUAUCAGUCCUUCUCUGCCCGCUCUUGACUGGCAGCUGCCCUCCAGCUCUGGACCCUACACCCUUCAGAUUGAGGUGCAACCCAAGUCUCACCACCGCGCCCACUACGAGACCGAAGGCAGCAGAGGGGCAGUGAAGGCUCUUUCAGGAGGGCAUCCAGUUGUGCAGUUGCACGGCUACGUGGAGAGUGAGCCCCUGACUCUUCAGCUUUUCAUCGGUACUGCGGACGACAGGAUGCUGCGGCCGCAUGCUUUCUAUCAGGUCCACCGCAUCACUGGCAAGACCGUGUCCACGCCCAGCCACGAGGUGCUUCAGAACUGCACCAAGCUGCUGGAGAUCCCCAUGCUUCCUGAAAGCAACAUGAAGGCAAUAAUCGACUGCGCUGGUAUUCUCAAGCUGCGCAACUCGGACAUCGAGCUCCGGAAGGGCGAGACAGACAUCGGACGAAAGAACACCCGUGUGAGGAUGGUGUUCCGAGUACACAUAAGCCAGCCCAAUGGAAGAACCAUCUCCCUGCAAGCCUCCUCCAACCCCAUCGAGUGCUCUCAGCGAUCGGCGCAGGAGCUUCCCUUGGUGGACAAGCAGAGCUUGGACAGCUGUGUGGCCACAGGGGGGAAGAAGAUGCUCCUGACUGGACACAACUUCCAGCUCGACUCCAAGGUCGUGUUUGUGGAGAACGCCCAAGAUGGCCAUCAUAUAUGGGAGAUGGAAGCCAAAGUUGACAAGGAAGCCUCCAAAUCGACAAACUUGUUGAUCGAAAUCCCCACAUACAGGAACCAGAAUAUAGCCAGUCCGGUGUCCGUGAGCUUCUAUGUGUGCAACGGCAAACGCAGGAGGAGCCAGUGCCAACACUUCAAGUAUCUGCCGCCCAAAGUUCCAACAAUAAAAACAGAGCCUCAUGAUGACUAUGAGCUCCCUCAGCAUGCACCUGGCUUCACUUUGCAUUCGAAGCCUUACUACUCCCCGCAGGUGCUGUCUGCGGCGAUGCCUGUUGACCCGAGGCCAGUGGGGCUGUUCGGUGGCGCCUCCUGCCCCCAGAGACUUGGAGGGAAGCCGUCCUCCAUUGCCUCCCCCACUUCUGCCUCCUCCCCCGUUGGCAGCCCCAAACUGCACGACCCGUCACCCACGCACUUCCCCAAAGGCCUGCUACUCAGUUCCCCGCAGCAGCCAACGGGGCCCCUGCCUUCAGCCACGGCCUCUGCCACACAAGUGUCGGCCAUCCAAGCGACGGCCGCCUGCUACCAGCAGUCCGUCCUUUUCCAUCCCAGGGUCGUCUCCACGCCACACCUCUCCACCACCACCGGGACUCCGCCGGAGCGCCCCUUCAGCAGCCUGUCCCCGUCCCAUGCUCCCACACACGAGGCGCCGGUCUCAGUCUCCCCACAACCACCCAAGGGCUCGCCCAAAAGAAGCCCUUCUGCUUUCCUGCCCCAGCAGGGGAGCCCCUCCUCACUGGCCGUCAGCAUCAAGCAGGAGCCUCAGGAGCUUGAUCAGAUGUACCUGGAUGAUGUCAAUGAAAUCAUCCGGAAUGAUCUGUCGAGCAUCACUGUCCACAGCCAUGCAUAGUGCUGGAGGGGUGUCAAAGAAAACAGGGGCUACCAUGGACCCAGAUGAACUCAAACUCAACCUGUCCUGCAUCGCUGCGCUACCCAAGCACAAACAAGUCCAAAUGCAGCCUUCACAACCAAAUUCCGACCUCCUAUGCAAGAAAAAUGAAGUUAUACUGGAAAUGAUUGCCUAGAAGGACACAUGGGCCAAGAACUGAGUCUUAUUUCUUUUUCCCCCUCCUUUUUCUCCCUUUUCUGUCAUUAUGGAACUUAAAUUAUUUUCAAUCCUAAAUGUUUUUGCGUCUGGAUAUAUUAUCAGUUAUCCAAAGGUGUACUCAUUCUGCUUUCUGUAAAAAAAAAAAAAAAAAGCGAGCUGUUUUUGAAGGAUGCUUAUUAAAGCAUCAAUUCAGGAGGAAGAGAACAGCUGAGAUGUAACUGACUAGUAGAAAUAACUCACUAUUUGUGACUUCAUGACAUCAUGAAACGUGAUUGUAGAUUGUAUCUCAGUCGAAGCUUUUGCUUGAGAUGACUUCAUCUCAGUCCGUCCAAUUCUGGUCGAAUGCUUUACUCUUGCCUUUGUGUUAUUAGCCAUUCCAUCAUUACUGUUUACGUUUAAAACCUUUUCUGUUGACUUACUCAUUCAUACACAUCUAAAGAAAAAACUGGAAU